This is a messenger RNA of Lachancea thermotolerans CBS 6340, 3672 nucleotides long. It is a transcript of the gene PSK1, whose product is annotated as serine/threonine protein kinase PSK1. Lineage: Eukaryota; Fungi; Ascomycota; Saccharomycetes; Saccharomycetales; Saccharomycetaceae. The transcript has a single exon. Bases 1 to 3672 code for a protein of 1223 amino acids. Gene Ontology annotation, cellular component: cytosol; cytoplasm; nucleus. Gene Ontology annotation, molecular function: protein serine/threonine kinase activity; ATP binding. Gene Ontology annotation, biological process: intracellular signal transduction; negative regulation of glycogen biosynthetic process; protein phosphorylation. The record is from RefSeq and is a predicted model, not a curated record.
AUGCCCUGUACCAGUCCACCACUUUCACCGACUAAAAACGAGCAGGUCGAGAGGGAGGCAGUGCGCAUGGCGGCGCAGAAUAAGGUUAAGGCGGAUGAGACAGACGAGAAACAACAUGCAAACAAUAGCGGCGGGAUGGGCGACUACAAGCCCACUGGCGCUCUGGGUGGAGCAGCCAAUCUCGGCCCGCUCUCGACGCAGCCACUCUCAAGUAGCGAUUCUGAUGUUCGGGAGCUUCUGACCUUUCCCAACGAAUCCACGCAUGCAUACUCGUACAACCCACUGUCUCCUAACUCCCUGGCUGUACGACUGCGAAUUCUCAAGAGGUCGCUGGAAAUCAUGAUACGGAACCCCACGCUUCUUCAGGAGAAUCGCUCAGGGCGCCAUUUACGUGUUGAGACGCCAAACGGCACUCAAAAAGAGUUCAGGUUUAGCACUGACAGUGCGAUCUCACCCAAAAAGAGGCCUCAGUUUUCGAGGAGCUACAGCCAUGAAGGCGUCACACCUUUGUCAACGUCGAAACUUAGAAAUGCCUCGUCAGCCGCACUUUCCGCACUUGUCACAAAUGCCAAGGGCCCAUCAGUGGCCGAGCUCUCAGAAUCUUCACAGCCGUGGACACGACCUAUAGCCCCCUUCCACAGUUCUCAGACCUCACCGCGGUCUGCAGCAGGACGCUUCGCUUCCCCGUAUCAGAGAGUCGCUAGUGCGGAAGGGCCCUCCAGGGCUCAGAGAAGAUCAUUAGAUGCGAACGCAGACCCAAAUUCUAUGCCACAAAUGAAUGAAGUUGAGCCGUUUUAUAAGACAGGCAAUAAUACAAGUGCUGAACUUAUUGAUGCAAAAAGGAGUGAGCUGGAGAGCUUACUGUUGCUUUUGAACGAAACGCUGGAGAAUAACAGCUCCGAAAAAGCAUCAGACCUUCAUAUGAUAUCCCUUCUUAACUUCAACAAACUCUCGCUGGAUAUGGACCACGAGGAAAAGGAUAAGGAUGAUGCCUCUCAACAUUCGUCAAGGUACGAGCAAACCCUGAAAAGAAGCCUGCUGGAGAGUUUAGCGCAACCCUUCUUUGAGUCCUCGAACACCGCUUCAACUGCUGGUUUCGAUGAAAGUGGAACACUUCAAGGCCAAGAUAGUUUUAUACUACCUGACUCUUCAUUUGCCGAUAUGCGAACUGCACCGGUAAGCAACCGUCUACUUCAUACGUUCGUCUCCAGUAAGAACUCAUCUCCACAAGCUAUAUUUACAUGUUUGCAGCAAUACCCUUGGCAGUUCAAAUCUGCUAAUGAUCUUGCAUGUCUCACUUUUGGUAUCUCUCAAAACGCCCUCAAGGCCCUGACCUUAUUAGAUCUCAUCCAUACUGACAGCCGGAACUUCGUCUUACAUAAGAUCAUGUCAACUGAAGGUCAGGAGCUUGUUUUCACCGGUGAGAUUGUUGCAAUUGUCCAGCCUGGUGAAUCAUCCAACGAUCUCGUGUGGUCUUCUGUGUGGGCAAAAAGAAGGGACGGUAUGAUUUUCUGUGUUUUUGAGAAGGUACCGUGCGACUUUAUGGAUGUUCUUCUAGAUCUCGAUGAUUUUUCUGUGGAGCAUAUAUCUGGGGGCGCUGGGUUGAAGGGCCUAAAACAACAAACUUCCAAUCGCGGGAAUCAAUUCUCUUCGGUUGAGAAAGAAAAAGGAGGGAAGAAGACAGUUAAGUUUCCCAACGAAGUUCAUGACGUUGCUGACAUUAGCAUCUCGUUGAAAAAACUCAUCGAAGACGUUGAAAGUGGAAAGGUUCGAUCUGUAGAUGACGAUUUGCUACCGAUGUCAAUUAGAGUAUCAAACACCAUCAACAAUGUCCGCUAUUUCACCCUCAACCAUCUCUCCUUGAAUAUACCAUGCGCGAUAUCGUCAUCAAUUUUAGAAAACGAAAUGAAGCUUAAGAUACACAGCCUGCCAUACCAAGCAGGGAUUUUUAUCCUAGACUCCAAUAAUUUCUCAAUGAUUAGCUUCAACAAGUCUAUCUCUAAAAACAUGUUUGGUAUGCAUGCCUCUGAGCUAGUUGGUCAGAGCAUCUGCAAAGUUAUUCCCUCCUUUGCUGAGUUGGUGAGUUUUAUUAAGAUUAAGUACCCAGCUCUCGACAUUACCUUACAGAAAAACAGGGGCUUGGUUUUAACUGAGCAUUUUUUUAGAAAGAUGCAAGCCGAAAUGUCCAAUAACACUGAAAGCUUUUUCGAAUCAAUCGGUAUAGAUGCAAUUCAUCGUGACGGCAGUGUUUUAAAGGUUGAUAUUCAACUUCGUGUUAUCAAUUCAUCAAACUCCCUACUCUGGAUUACACAUUCAAGGGAUGUCGUUUUCGAAAACUAUAAAACAAAUCCAUCCCAGCUGCUCAUGCUGAAAGAAAGCGAAGUGGCACUUGUUGGUAGCGGCACAAGUUCCAGAUCAUCAAUGAAGGCCCCAAGCGGGACCAUUCACGUUGAUGAUUUGCCUAAUCUCAAAGACAGCCUGAAAUUAGAUGGCAGUACAGUCGGAUCUUUUGAUUCAGCUAGCGGCGAUUCCAGGGAUAACAUGGAAGAGCCGCCGGAUACACCUACAGAAGACAAAAAGCAGCAAGAUUCAGACAAACUUGAAAUGCAUAAACUCGGAGAUCAGAUAUCAGCUAAGUUUGAUGUGGCUAAGAAUUAUGUUCAAGACAAGGCAUCCUUUGUCAAAGACAAGAACUUCAAGUUAGAUGAGAAUUUAAUCAUGUCGUUAAAGUCACUUUCGCCCAACAAAGGGAACGGUAGUUUGGCUUCGACAAGCCCACCUGUGCCAAACUCUUCUUCUGAAGAAGCUGGAGGUCAAGGAGAGGUUUUCCUAUCGACCCCAGAGCCCAAUAUUGGCUCGUUGAAGCACGUCAAAAAAUUUUCCGAGUUCGAGGUGCUGCAGAAAAUGGGGGAGGGCGCUUAUGGCAAGGUUGACCUUUGUUUACACAAGAAGGAUCGAUACAUAGUGGUCAUCAAACUUAUUUUCAAGGAGAGAAUUUUAGUUGAUACCUGGGUUAGAGAUCGUAAGCUAGGCACAAUCCCAUCUGAAAUCCAGAUAAUGGCAACACUGAAUACAAAGCCCCACGAAAACAUAUUAAUGCUUCUGGACUUUUUCGAAGAUGACGAGUAUUAUUAUAUCGAGACUCCCAUUCACGGCACCAGUGGUUCAGUUGACUUGUUUGACUUGAUAGAGUUGAAAACUGACAUGACGGAGCAUGAAGCAAAGUUAAUUUUCAAGCAGAUCGUGUCAGGAAUAAAGCACUUACACGAUAAUGGCAUUGUGCAUAGGGACAUUAAGGAUGAGAACGUGAUAGUGGACAGUAACGGUUUUGUGAAAAUCAUUGACUUUGGCUCUGCGGCUUAUGUGAAAAGCGGGCCCUUUGAUGUUUUUGUUGGAACUAUUGACUAUGCUGCGCCUGAAGUUCUUGGUGGAGAACCCUACGAGGGGAAGCCCCAAGAUAUUUGGGCUAUUGGGGUUUUACUUUACACAAUAAUUUUCAAAGAGAACCCUUUUUACAACAUUGAUGAAAUUCUAGACGCAGAUUUGAGAGUUGACUCCAAUCACAGAGUUAGUGAUGAAUGCAUUGCGCUGAUACGGAAGAUUUUGAAUAGGCCUAUAUCAAAGAGGCCUUCAAUUAGUAAAAUUAAUGAUGAUAAGUGGCUGGAGUUGUGA